Messenger RNA from Lactuca virosa, 1983 nucleotides. The record is from the annotation of a GenBank genome assembly. Lineage: Eukaryota; Viridiplantae; Streptophyta; Magnoliopsida; Asterales; Asteraceae.
UUGAUGUAAAUUAAAAGCAUAUCAGAAUCAUCCGACCGUUCGCUAAGAUACAUCGUCUCUUUCUCUCUUCCAUUCAUUCGCUCUCUGAUCAUUACAAGAGAAAUUAAUCAAUCAUCACCGAAUCAUCUGCUGAUUUAGUUACAGAUAAAUACAACUUCAUCUGGAUUCAUAAACCCUAGUUUCUGCGAUUUUCUUGGAUGAAAUCAAUCCAAUGCAUUGGUGUUGCAGCAAGAGAUUGAAUCAUAAUCAUUGGAGUAUAAACAGCAACGAAUCUCAUCAAUCUGGUUUUGGUUCUGAUUAUGAUGAAACCCUUUCGGGGGUAGUUAUUAUUUGCACUAGACAAUAUCAAUCGAAGAGAGACUUCGUCGUCGUCGGUGGUGUUGGGGCUUUUUUGAUAGAGAAAAAAAAAUAAUAAUUAGGGGAUCAUUAUGCAGCUACACUUCUCACCUAGUAUGAGAAGUAUAACGAUAUCGAGCAGCAAUGGAUUUAUUAAAUUGAUGAAGAUCAAGGUCGCAGCUCGUCAUAUUUCAUACCGUACUCUGUUUCAUACCAUCCUCAUUCUCGCCUUCUUGUUGCCAUUCGUUUUCAUCCUCACUGCUAUUGUUACCCUUGAAGGUGUCAACAAGUGCUCCUCAAUUGAUUGUUUAGGAAGGCGAUUGGGACCAAAGCUUCUUAGGAGGGGUGAUGAUUCAGGGAGGCUUGUUAAUGAACUUUACAAUCUUCUUAAUCAAGUGAACUCUGUAGAAGUCCAAGAUGAUGUAAAACUCCCUGAUAACUUCACACAUCUUAUCACAGAAAUGAAAAGCAACAAAUAUGAUGCAAAAGAAUUUGCUGUUAUAUUGAAACGAAUGAUGGAAAGAUCCGAAAAGGAGAUUAAAGAAUCAAAAUUUUCAGAAAUAAUGAACAAACACAUUGCAGCAAGUUCAAUCCCAAAAUCUCUCCACUGUCUUUCCCUCCGUUUAACCGAUGAAUAUUCCUCCAACGCCCACGCAAGGCGGCAGUUACCCUCACCGGACCUCCUCCCGCUCCUCUCCUCCACCUCCCACCACCACUUCAUCCUCUCAACCGACAACAUCCUGGCGGCAUCAGUGGUGGUCAACUCCGCCAUCCACUCAUCUUCCUCACCUGAAAAAAUCGUCUUCCAUGUCAUCACUGAUAAGAAAACAGACAAUGUUCCUGUUCUUGAAGCUGUGGAGAGUCAUGAUGGAGUUAGGGAUUAUUAUUAUAAUGGGAAUCAUGUUUCAAUGGAGGAGUUUAGGGGUAAUUUGGGGAUUUCACCGAGGGUAUUUGCGUCCAAGUUGCAGGCGAGAAGCCCGAAGUAUAUUUUGUUGUUGAAUCAUCUUCGCAUUUAUUUGCCAGAGCUGUUCCCAAACCUUGAAAAAGUGGUGUUUUUAGACGAUGACAUUGUGAUACAACGUGACUUAUCUCCACUUUGGGAUGUUGACCUUGGUGGAAAAGUCAACGGAGCAGUUGAAACAUGCAAAGACCCUCAAGAAUGCGCAUGGGCUUAUGGGAUGAAUAUUUUUGACUUAAAAACAUGGAGAACCACUAAUAUUAAACAAACCUACCACACUUGGUUAAAACAGAAUUUGAAGUCGAAUUUGACAUUAUGGAGACUUGGGACACUUCCUCCAGCUUUACUUGCGUUUAGAGGUCAUGUUCAUGGGAUUGACCAAUCAUGGCAUAUGUUGGGAUUAGGCUACCAAAACAAGACUAACAUUAAAAAUGUAAAAAAAGCUGCUGUGAUCCACUACAAUGGUCAAUCUAAACCAUGGUUAGAAAUAGGAUUCGGACAUCUUCGCCCUUUUUGGUCCAAAUACGUUAACUACUCCAAUGAUUUUGUCAAGGGUUGUCAUAUAUUGGAGUAGGAGUAUUUUUCUCAAUAUUUUAGAAGAGAACGAAAUUUGAGUAUAUAAAGAUUUUUUUUUUUGGGUAUAUUUUGGAAUUUAGGAUUUAGAUAUAACCGGGUGAAGAAUGUGUAGG